Molecule: messenger RNA, 4547 nt
Organism: Carassius auratus (goldfish)
Lineage: Eukaryota; Metazoa; Chordata; Actinopteri; Cypriniformes; Cyprinidae
Product: inactive N-acetylated-alpha-linked acidic dipeptidase-like protein 2
Exons: 14
Coding region: 116-2464 (782 amino acids)
Source: RefSeq, a predicted model, not a curated record
UCUUAGAGUCGUACUUGUGAAAGAGAGACGGAGCUACAUGGGAACUUAUUAGAUAACCAAUUCUCCUGUUGGCCACCUCAUAGAGGGAAUAAGAGAGGGACAGAGUGUACCUGCGAUGGUCGACACACAGGUGUUCCAUUCAAACUCAGCCCUGCAAGUGACAGAGAUGGCAUAUAGGAAAGUGCGUGCUGGCCACGGUUCUCUCCGUGUGCGAGAUCUGGAGAGUGAGGAGCUUCACACCGCUUCCAUGGAACUGGAAUGGGACAUGGAGAAGGAGCUGGAGGAACCGGGUCUGGACCGCUUUCAGUUGGAGUGUAUGGAUCAUCAACCUGUGAGCAGCUCUUCGGGAGGUGGCAUGGACCCAGACCUGGAACCAAUUCAACCCUCCGUCUCCCCCCACGGACGUUUUGAGCGUCUCCAGGAGGACCCUAAUUAUGUUUCUCGUUUCACCCGGUCGGCACCCAAGGGCCAGAUACGGAAUGGGACCUGCCUCGCCAAAUACUUGCUAGCAGGGAUGGGAGUGUUUGCUCUGGGGCUGCUGAUUGGACGAUAUGCCUUCAGCAAGGAGCAGGUGAAGGUAGAGCCAAGUGCAGACACAGACGUGCUGGAGAAGAUUGUUCAGGGAAUCACAGCAGAGAAGAUACAAGCACUGCAGAGGGACUUUGACAGCUUGUCUGAUCUCCCAGAAGAGUCCAAGGUCAAGUACAUUGCUCAGCGGUGGGAAGAUCUGGGAUUAAAAAAUGUCAAGGUGACCAAUCACAUGGCUCUUCUGAGCUAUCCCGGACCCAACCUCAGCACAAUCAUCGAUACGAGCAGAAACCAAUGUUACCUGCCUAGCGGAAUGAGGUGUGACCAGCCGUUUGCAUCCACGACUGAACCAUUUGCCUUUGCAGCCUAUUCGGCUGUGGGAAAUCUAGUGGCAGAGGUGGUGGACGUUCAAUAUGGGAGCCCAGAGGAUUUGAGACGAGUCCAAGCUAGUGCAAAUGUGACCAAUAAAAUAGCACUGCUGAAACUUGGACAAUUUCCUUUGCUUUAUAAGCUCUCUCUUCUGUCAGAGGUGGGGUUUGGUGGCUGUCUUCUCUAUGUGGAUCCCUGUGACGCCCCAUUUGGAAAUAAGACCUUUGGGGUGACCUUGAACCCAGGUGGGAACCUGUUUUCUCAAGAAGACUCCAGAAGUGCUGGAAGAGACAGUCGCCACAACUUGACAUCAUUGCUGGUUCAGCCCAUCUCUGCCUCCUUAGCGAAACUGCUGCUCUCUGCCCCCGCCAUGGGGCAGGGAAGACCCUGCAUCUCUAUGGCCAUGCCCUCUGCCUCAGCAAGAAAAAUCAUAAACCUCACCAUUGAAAACCAGGCAUCCUUCAAGAUGGUGCACAAUGUUAUUGGAUAUCUCAAAGGCAAGACCAAUCCAGAUCGAUAUGUACUAGUUGGCAGUCGUCAUGGCAGCUGGUACGAGGGUGCGUUGGCAGAUUGGGGGAACGGCUCUGCAGUCAUGACUCAGAUCAUCGCCUCUAUGACGGCUCAAACUCGUGCGGGCUGGCAGCCCGACCGCACCAUUGUCUUCUGCUCCUGGGGGGGGACCUCACUGGGCAACAUCGGCUCCUUUGAGUGGGGGAAGGAGAAUGCAGUGGUUCUUCAGAGCAGGGCAGUGGCUUAUGUCAGCCUGCACAGCCCCGUCAGAGCCCCUGGAUCCCUGCAGGCAACAGUGUCACCUUCCCUUAAGCAACUGGCAACUGAUACCCAAAAGAGACAUUUGAAGAGCUGCAGAGGUGGUGGUUGUCCUGGUCCAAAUAUCAGCUCACUGCAGACACCUGGAGAUUUGAGCUUUUUCUCCAAUCAGCUUGCUGUCCCCACAGUGGAGUUCACAUACCCAGAGCUCCCUAAAACAGAGAGAGCAUUUUUUCUAUCUGAGGCCUUUACCCCUCCUGAGUCUUCAUUAAGAGACACCUUGGAUCCAGCCUUCGAACUCCAUGAGAAUAUUGCCAAGAUAACAGCCGAGGCCAUUCUGCAACUUGCUACAGAUCCCGUUCUUCCAUUUUAUCCUCUGGAUAUUGCUUUGGAUAUUCAGAACAAACUCAAAGAUGACCUACUGAGGCGGCCAGACCUGCUGAACAUGGCUGCAUCUUUGAGAGAAAACUCAGCUUUCUUCCAAUCUGAGGUCAUGCGUCCUGCCAACGAUCCCAAAGAGAGAGAUCCCGCCCAUGUACGCAUGCUCAAUGACGUACUACGAGAUCUGGAAAAAAGUUUCCUUAUCCCGAACCCACCUCCCGGCUUUUCCAGGAACAUUCUCUAUUGCUCGAGCAGACAAAAUCCACACUUUUCUAUCCUGAAGGAUGCCCUGGAUGUCCCCUGGCACAACAGCAUCAACCAGUCCCUCACUCUGGUUUCCGGCGCCAUCAGUUCAGCGGACAGACUUAUACAAAGUGGACUCGACCUGUUUGAGAAUGAAAAUGACAACCCAAACUGACAUUUGGAAAGAGACCACACCUCAUGAUGUCAAAAUACGACAUAAAUCCUGAGAUCUUCUGGUGAACACAGAAGACUUUGAAGGGAGACAUAGAGGGUAUCAUUAUUAAGUGCACUAUUAACCUGAGGUUCACCAGAGAAAUUUCUUCAGGCCAAUACUUAGUUAUUGUUUAUGUUCCUUUAAUGACGUUAAAAAAUGGUUCUAGAAAGAUUAAUGAGAAAAGGAUCAAGGAGCUGGCAGGGCCGAGACUUUUCAUUCUGACGAAAAACACCAGCAGGUUUAUCACUUAAAUUUCCAGUCACAUAAACCCAAGAGGACAAAUGGAAGUCAGGACUCAAAACAGGUUUAUUUACUGAAGCAACAUGAUAUUUGAAACGUUUAGAACAUUUUUUGAACAUAUUUUAUUUGCUUAGUAAUAUAAAGACUAGUCGGACAUUUGCAGAUAGUAAGCAGUGACCUUUGAAAAAGGAGAAAUGCUGUGACUCAAGAACAACAUGAAGUCAGACUUCAUAAUGCAUAGCGUUCUAUUACUGUAGAAGUCUGAUUGAAAAGAGAAAGCUGGAAGGAAGCACCAGCAGCAUGUGCUACUUGGACAGUCUCUCAGGGGUAUUUGUUUUAGAAUCUGUAGAAAAAAUAGAAAUGGAACAAAAAUUUUUGUUCCAAUUUUUAUUUAUUUUUUUUUUUUUUUUUCUCUCAGGUAAACCAAUUAAAGUUUAACUAAGACAGGUCAAGUCAACAAAACAAGAAGUCAGUGUAUUCAGGCAAUACAGUAAUGGUAUAGUUUAUAAAGUACUAAAGGUUUUGUGAGUAAAAGUAGUAAUAGAUUAGAGAUAGCAUUUUAGUUUAUAGUUCAUAAAUUCAAAGCGAAUAGAGGCAAGUGUUUAGGAGGUGCGAGUUGAGUUUGCAACUUGAUUGGGUCACAUUCCACUGAGGAGCCAGGAUGGCAAAUAUAUAAGCAAGGCAAACAGUGCAGGGGUAUGAUGCCAUAAUGGAGUGUGUCAUGCUAAUGUCAUCUUAUUUUUAUUUAUUUUUUAUUUUAUUUUUUUGUAUUCUGGCGCCCAGGGAUUUGUUCUCUGCAUUUGCACUUAUGUUGUUGUUUCUCUUUUAACUAUUUUGGGGGAAUUGAGGGUUUUGGGAGUAACCAAAAAUGUCCCUUUUACUUUACUUGCCUUUAAAAGGAAUUGUUCACCCGCAAAUUAAAAUUUUAUGAAAAAUUUACUCACUCUCAGGCCAUCCAAGAAGUACUGUAGGUGUGUUUUUCUUCAUCAGAACAGAACUGGAGAAAUGUAUCAUUACAUCACUUGGAUCCUCUGCAUUGAAUGGAUGCCGUCAAAAUGAGAGUCCAAAUAACUGAUAAAAAUAUAGCAAUAGUUCACAAGUAAUCCAGUGCAUCAAUUAACAUUUUGUGUAACUAAAGGCUGCUUAUUUGAAAAAAGUAAUUCCAUGUUGAACGAAUUCUGAGUAUGGGUUACUUUAUCUGUGCAUAUUUCUCUUCUGAUUCAGAUGGGAUGUUUUUUUUUUUUGUUUUUUUUUUUCAAUGGAGAAAUCAUUAUUAUGGAUAAAGAACUCAUAUUUUAGCCAGAAGUAAUAUUCUAAAACUUCUUGAUAGAUUUGAUUAUAACACGCACCUUUUUCUCUUCACAAGACAUUAAUUGAUGCAGCUGUGUGGAUUACUUGUGCAUUAUUAAGUCUUUAUCAGCUGUUCAGAUUCUCAUUCUGAUGGCACCCAUUCAUAGCAGAGGACAUAUUGAGCAAGUGAUGAAAUGCUACAUUUCUGCAAAUAUUCUGAUAAUAAAACAAAGUCAUCUACAUGGAUGGCCUGAGGGUGAGUACAUUUUCAGCAUAUUUAAAUUUGUGGGUAAACUACUCAUUUAAGUAUGAAAAACAGCUCAAUUAGAGACACAAGAUUCAGGGAAUCUAGUCUGACCCAGCUUUAAUUUAUUUGCGUGCCUUCAAAAGAGUCAUACUGUACAUGCUUUUAAAGCAGCAGUUUGCACUCAGUGGUUUAAAUACCAAACAUUUACCAAAAUAUCUCAUGCUGUGCUUAUUUUUAUUCAUAAUGUUUCAUUUGUCAAGUAUAUAU